GGUGACUUCUCGGGCCUUCCGCUUUUCCCAGUCCUACUGAAGCGGCUGAAACGCGCGAGGACGCGCGGUCCAAGCCGGUGCAAUGGGCCUGCAAGCCCUGCCCGCGCCUCUCCUGCUGAUCUUCCUGCGGACCGUGGCUGCUCUGGGACCAGCGCCGCGGCGACCUUGGCAGGAGGGCCAGCCCGGCGUGUAUACACCAGGGCUCCGCGAAGGCCGGGGGACAUUUGGCGGAGCCUACGUCCCGCAGGACCGAGGCGGGGUUUUCCCCCGAAAACCAAUCGCGCCGGCAUCAGCGGGUGUGAAGGGGAACUGAAUUCUACCCACCCUCGCGCCUUUUGAUGCGUUGCGGGAUGGAGAGAGAUCAGCCCCUGUCCUUACUGACUCUUGGCGAUUGUUCUUUUGCCUGUAAAAAGUGUUGUUUUUGAACUUUUUAAUUGAACUUACACUUCUUUUCAGCAGGGGCUUCUUGAUUUGCAAUGUCGAUAGUACUGUAAAAUUAACAGGCCUUUACUAAAGAAUGCCACCGUGAUAAUAAUUAACAUUUAAGUAAUGAACUCCGUUUUAAAUUACCUUCAUAUCUGUGAUCUUUUUUGUACCGUCUAUGCAUUUGGGAGGUAGGAGCUAUUCAUAGGUGUUUUAUUAGUCAACUGGUCUUUAGGUUAAAUAACUUACCCAGGUUACCAAGGUUUUAGGCAACCUGGUUUUCUGAUCAGUGAAAUACUGCCAUUGUUUCUAAUCUUAGCUGAAGGUGAAUAUGCACUCAUUAAUGUCUAGCACAGCACUCAGCACUUUACAUGUUAGCAAAUAGCCUCACUUGGAGGAUAGAUAGUGUGUGUACCCACAUUUUUAUAGAUAAAGAAUGACACAUCAUCUGCUCGCUGGUAACUUUGUUCAUUGUGACCCUGGGCUUUUAAGGCAGGGCCCAAUUCUGCAGUUCAUAGCUGCUAUUCCAGAACAUCAGAGCACAGUAGAGGUUGAAUCAUAAAAUCUGAUGUUGGACAGAAUUAGAGGUCACAAGUGUAAAAGGAUAGUCCAGGGGGUGGCAGGGAGCCAAGCCAAUAACAAAUAUUCUGAUGUUUUUGCAUUCCAGUGGGGGAUAACAAACCAACCAACCAAAGGCUGCAGAACAUUAGGUAAUAACUGGUGUGCUGAAGGCGAGUGAAGCAGGGAGGCCUGCGCAGGUCACUCCUUCAGGCUGGCAUUUGAGCCGAGCCCUGAGGGAAAUGGUGAAGCUGAAUGGGCCUGCCAAGUUGAAUUGAAGCAGGGUUUGCAACUUCAACACCUGUGACAUUUUUUGUUAUGGGGACUGUUGUGGGCAUUAUAGGGUGUCUACAGCAUACCAGGCCUUUAUCCACUGGAUGUUAGCACUCCCCUACUUUUGACAACCAAAAACAUCUCCAGACAUUGCCACAUGUCUCUAGAGAGACAAAAUGUCCCAGUUAAUAACCACAGGGUUAAGAGAAGAGCAAGGAUACUGGUGCAGCAGCAGGAAUAUAGGGCCAGAGGCCAAGAACAGGUGGUGAAUUCAGCAAAAGAGCCACAUCAAGGCCUCUUAAGGACCUUGCAGCCUGAGAUGGAGAUUCUAGCCAAGGAGUGGCAUGAUCUGUUAAAACUUUUAAAAAGACUGCUCUGGCUGAUCUGUGGAAAACAGAACGAAGGAAGUAUUGAUAAAAGAAGAACAGUCAGGAAGCUGUUGCACUAGUCCAGGCAAGACAUGAUAGACUGGGCUGGUGGGAGCAGAGGUAGUGGUGAGAAAUGGUUGUAUUCUGGAUAUCUUUUGAAGUUGUUGAAGGGUCUAUGUGCUGUGGAGAGAGAGAGGAGUCAAAAGCAACUCUGAUAUUAUUUCAUUUUACUUUUAUUUUAUUGGCUUGAGCAAUGGGGUGAUAGGUGAUGCCAUUUCUGAGAUAUUGAAGGCAGAAGAAAGAGCAGUUUGGGGAAAUCAAGAGCCUGGUUUGGGACUUGUUACGUUUUGAGAUUCCAGUCAGUCAUCCAACUGGUGGUGUCAUGUAGGCAGUUGGUGUAAGAAUCUAGACUUAAGGGCCAGAGAUAAAAAAUCUAGGAGUUGUCAUCAAUUUAUUCAUUCAACAAGUGUGUGUUAAGCAUCUACUACAUGUCAGGCACUGUUCUUGGUACUGGGGAUACAUCUUGAGAAUGCUCUCAUUCUGUAAUUGAGGGAGGGUGUAGGGCAACUCUUGCUUGCAUAGAGAUCCUGCCCUUUUUAGCUCACUGGGGCUUCUAUACUUGCUUUGAAGUUGUUUUGAUGCUGAAAAUUGCCCUGACCUAUUUAUCAUCAGAUCUUCAAAGUAUUUGAGAGCAAACAUUUACAGAGGAAAAGAUACAGAGAUAGAAGCAGUGAAAACCCCAAGAGCAAAAUUCCCCUUGACUUGGAUCUAAUUAGCUCUGAGCACCAACUGUACAGCCCAACUGCCAUAGCUAGAAACACAUUGGGAUUUUCUGGAGCCUGCUGGCUUCAGAGCCACACUGUCCUGACCGAGUACUGGGCAGAGGCUGGGGUUGGCCUGGGGGUAGCAGCCACAUAGGCAGAGGGUGUACAAGGAGAGAGCAGACAUAUGGAGGGAAGGCAGGUACUGUGUCUCACUUCACAGGGUGGGCCCAGACACAGCUGGAGGUAUGAGUUGAUUCAGAAGGUGUGUCGAGCUGCAACCUCCCAAUUCCCCCUGCGGCCCAUGGAGAAGGCCUGUUGCCCUCUUCUCAGGGUCACACUCUCUGCACUACCUCUUCAUGGGCGCCUCACAGCCGGACCUGGGGCUUCCCCUCUUCGAGGCCUUGGGCUACGUGGACGACCAGCUGUUUGUGUCCUACGAUCACAAGAGUCGCAGAGCAGAGCCCCGAGGCCAAUGGGACUGGGGUGGGGCCGCCAGCCCACUUUGGCUGCAGUUGAGUCAGAGCCUGAAAGGAUGGGACCACAUGUUCAUCGUCGACUUCUGGACCAUUAUGGACAACCACAACCACAGCAAGGUAACAAAGCUGGGGGUGUUCCAGAGUCUCACACCCUGCAGGUGAUCCUGGGUUGUGAAAUGCAAGAGGACAACAGCACCGGUGGGUUCUGGAAGUAUGGGUACGAUGGGCAGAACCAUCUCGAAUUCUGCCCUGAGACACUGGACUGGAAAGCAGCAGAGCCCAGGGCAUUGGCCACCAAGCUGGAAUGGGAAGUGAACAAGAUACGGGCCAAGCAGAACAGGGCCUACCUCCAGAAGGACUGCCCUGAGCACCUGCAGCAGUUGCUGGAGCUCGGGAGAGGGAUUCUGGACCAGCAAGUGCCUCCUUUGGUGAAGGUGACUCAUCACAUGGCCUCUGCAGUGACCACUCUCCGGUGUCAGGCUCUGAACUUCUACCCGCCAAACAUCACCAUGAGGUGGCUGAAGGACAGGCAGCCAUUGGAUGCCAAGGACAUCGAGCAUAAGGACAUGCUGCCCAAUGGGGAUGGGACCUACCAGAGCUGGAUGGCUUUGGCUGUGCCCCCUGGGGAAGAGCACAGAUAUACCUGCCUGGUGGAGCACCCAGGCCUGGAUCAGCCCCGCACUAUUAUGUGGGAGCCCUCACCAUCUGGCACCCUCGUCAUUGGAGUCAUCAGUGGGAUUGCUGUUUGUUUCAUCAUCUUCCUUAUUGGAAUUCUGCUCAGAAUCUUUAGGAAACGGCAGGCUUCGAGAGGAGCCACAGGGGACUACGUUUUAGCUGAAUGUGAAUGAAGUGCAGCCUGCAGACCUCUUGUGGAGAGGAGACCUAAUUAGGGAUCAGUGAGGGGGUGCACUUGUGGCCUUCUUCAUGUUUCGAAACAGAGUUGGACCUAAUAAAUAGGAACUGUAAGAGGAACUCUGCUCUCAGCCUUCCCUGUUCACUCUCAAAAACUGUCUGCCAUGUAGGUUUUUGAGUUCCUGCAUGCUAGUGAACAGCUGUGACCUCUCCCCACUGGAACUGGUUCAUGAAUCUCAAGCUGCACCUAGAGCCUACCGUCAUUUCCUGCACCAGUUCAGACUCCAGACACCUGUCAUCUCAUCUCCUACCUCUGGAAUAUGGCUCUUUAAAUUUGGGGAACUCAUGAUUUUUUUCAAUGUCUGAGAAAAGCUAUAAAUCUUCUCCUCAGGAUAUAUAUUCUCAUAUCCCCACUGGAAUGGCCUACACAUAUAGGCAUUUCCUGGAUCCAUUCAAGUUUCCUUUUAAUCCCCUCUCUGUAAUCCAAUAAUUCAUCCGUCACAAAACCCUGUGUUCUCUUCCACCAGAGUGUGAUCUGGGUCAUUGUACAGCUUUGAAGGCUGUGCACUGCACAAACCAAGGAGGUACCUUUCCCAGAAGAGGCAUCAUGGGUGAUUGUGUGUAUUAUGAUAGUUUUCCUGAGAGUGGACUGGAAAUGUCUUGAGGAGUGUCUUUUUUAAAAUUUGCAUAAAGGUGUCAUAUAGUUUCCUCAGAUUAAUGAUUCCUGCAUUUACAGUGCCUCUCUGGUAUGCCAGACUGAAGUAGUGUAGUAAUUUUCUACUUGGUCUCUGCUGACCCUCACUACCUUGUUCUGAUAAAAAUGAUAGUAAGAGUGAUGGUGAUGGCAAUAAAGUGGCUUAAAAAGAAAAGCACUUGUUGCCAGACUUAGUUCUGAGCACCUUCUUAAAUUCAUUAUCUCAUGUAAUUCUUACAAUAAUUCUUUGACAUAAACAUUAUUAACCUCUUUUUUUUUGAUGAAAAUGAAGUAGAGAGUAUCUUACAGCUUGGCAGGAAUAGAGACAGUUUUCAAACUGAGUGAGUCUAUCUCUGAUCCAUCUCACACACUACUGAUUUCAGGGUCUAGAUGUGUGGAGUUAAAUGGAGGAGAUGGCUCUGGAGAUGGUGCUUCUAAUCUCGUUGCCUUUAUUGUCAGUGAGCUUGAACCAAAUGAAGGGAAAACAGCCAAAAAUCUCAGCCAUUGCUUCCUCUCCAACCCUGGAGUGUGACUCCCUUACGCCUCUUACCUACACCAUGUUGGAGGACCAGUCCACUCUGCCUGGCGCCUGUCUCUCUUGGGCUCUGAGGCCAAGGUGUGCGGGAUGGUGUCAAUUAGUGGCUGUGUUGGGCCUGACGGUGCUUCUGGAGUCAGAACAGUCGUGGCAUUUCCCUCCAUGAACUGGGAUGACCUCAUAUAUUAAAGGAGCUAAAAUGGAAGUCACCAUGUUGCCUGAAGGGUAUGCCAGCAUCUCCCCUCGAGCCUGGUUUUUAUCCCCAGCUGUGUACAUUAUAAAAAAAUUAACCAGAUCAUUCAGGAAUUACUAGAUUCUGAGGAAGUAAUUCAUCUGUAAUAUUCAAAAGAAUGCUAAAAUAAACACUGAUAUACACCCAGGUAGCAUGCGUUUGCACUGCUACAUACAUUUGGCUAUAUAACUGGAAUGAGGCAUUCUGUGUUGGAGGACAGGUACCCAAAGAAAGCAAAUAAAGCUCAAAAGUUUGUAUGGUAGACAUUGAAUUUGGGCAAAGAGAUCUCAAGUAUUUAAAAAAUUUUUUUCCUGGUUAUGAAAGUUAAAUGGAUAAUAGUACAUGUUAUUUAUGCUUUUAUGGGAAAGUUGAAAUGAAUUAAAUAGAACUAUGAUUCCAUGAGCUAGUGAUAACCUAUUUGUGUUAUCACAAAUAUACUUCUCAGUAUUAUUGCUUCAUUAAAAUAUUUAAAAUCAACAAAUACAUCAAUUUCUAAAAAUAUAAAAUUAAUUGUGUUGUGUACUGCAUGAUCUUUAUAUACUGCCCAUCUUACGUAUUUAAUGGUAUUAUGUGUCAAUACCAUUUUGGGGGACAUUUAUACUGCUAAUUUUUUUACAUUUUGUUUCAUGGAAUAGUUCCUUUUAAUUAUGGUAGCUGAAUUAAUUGUUUUUCCUUGCUGUAGGAACAAUGUCAUUUAAGUUGCAACACAUUGGUCAUUUUACUCCAAACCAUGCUGAAAACACGCUGAUAAAUUCUUUCUUUAUAAAUAUCCUGUACUCAAAGCAGGCUGCCAAAAAGCUUCCCUUGUUCUACUCGUUAAGGACGUUUACAAUUAGUUAGGCAAUGGUUUGCUUUUUAUUGGUUGUAUUUCACACAGGCUGAGAUUUCAAGAAACACCCUAGUCUUACACAGUGACACAUUUACUAACCAACCAUUGGCAACUGUGCCCUGUUAAUCUUUGUUUUUAAAUGGAAAUUAUAAAUCUCUCUUUUCUUUCAGUGUUUCUUAGCUUAAUUUUUCUGGCCUUGUUAAUCCAUUCUUAAGGUCAACUGUUUAUGAAAAAUCAAAGACCUACUUUUAAACUCAUUUUUCCUCUGGCAAAAGCCACAUACCAAGUGCGGUAGUGUGGAGAAGGGUGACAUCUGGUGGCCAUAGUCAAAGUAUGGGGUUCGGGGUUUUUCCUGCCAGAAGAGGUGGAUAGACAAAAUGUCGGACAUGGAGAUCACUUGCUGAGAAAAACUCCUUGAAUAUUUGAGGAAAUAAGUUAUUCACCAGCUAUUUGAAUUGCUGGAAUCACGGAGCACUGUUGAGUUACCUGAGCUGGGUAGAAAAAAGAAGGAAAAACCAACCUGGUAAUCUUUGAAACAAUGUGCAGCAGUUGGUUGAGGCCUAACAGGAUAUACAGGCAAAUUUUCCUUUUAUAUUAUAAUAAUAUAAUCUUACAGUGCCGUGUCUGUUUGAUGUAUUACAAAACAAGUACGCGCACACACAUACACUUAAAAACAACACCAUCUCUGUCAUACUGGAAGGUUCUUAUAAGCUACCGUUUUUAAGCUACAGUUUUUUUCUAAUCCCACUAAUUUAAUAAUGACUAGAAUUUAAAAAUAUAUGACUUUAAACAUUAAUGAUUUUCAUAUGUGUGGACAGGUGUUUGAAAUUUUGAUUUCUUUCUGUAGACUUUGGGUCACCUUUUUUAAUUUUCUCUUUUUAGCCAGUGAUGAACAUGUAGAGUAUUAAUAUAAUAUUAAAUAUUUUUGUGUAACAAUUUUAUUAGAAAGCCUUGACAUCCUGCAUGCAUGUAUUACUCAGCAUGGCAUGCAUGCUGGUUUCUCACAUGUUCUAUUUCUGAGUAAUUAUUUAAGGUCUUUAUUUAUCCAUGUGAGGGAUAUAUUUGGUAUGUUUUAAGCAGAUGCUUCUAUUUCUUGGCUGGAUGAAUUUGCAUUCAUAGUAAAGCCUUCCAUGGCCUGAAUAUUUUCUAAGACUAUUUCUCUUUUCAGCUAUUAAUUAUUAAAUACUAGAUAUCAGACCCUGUUCUGAAUUUUAACUUAAUUCCUUUGAUGAGGUAGGAACUAUUGUUCUGUGACUCUUAUUUUGCUGUACGGAAAUGAAGGAAUAGAAAGGUUAGUUACUUUUUGAAGGUUACAUAGUUAGAGAAUGGUUGUGCUAGAUUUUUAUUCUAGCUAGUCUGACUCCAAGUCAAGCUCAUUACCACUACACAAUAUUUAAAAUUGAUUCAAGAAAACGUGGUGUGGCAUUGUCAACAUUUUUUGAGAUAUUUCUUUAAUUAUCCAUUCUACUGCCUGGUGGCAGCCCCUGGGAUGUUUCCUGCAGUGAGGAAGAAAACUUUAAACAUUUUCUUUGGGUGUGUUUUUUAAAUUUAUUUAUUUUUUUCUGUUCAUACACAAGUUUUAUGGGAUUGGUAGCCUUGAAGACCCUGUGAAUCAUUUCAUUCACCAGUUUUGAGUGAAAAGUGCUGCUAUUUUUAAAAAAUCAAAUAAUGGAUUUUGAUCCAAAGGUUCUAUAGAAGAAUUUUGGAGUCUUCAGUGUACCUUUGUGGGGGUGAAAGUUAGGGUAAGUACCAAUAUUUGUAUAAUCUUCAGUGUAAAUCUUGUCAGUUAACCUUACUCCAUGAGUUGAUUAAGUAUCCUGGAUUUUACUCCUUAAACAGAGUUACCACAAUGGCAUUUUUAUAAAACUGUCAAAAGAGCUUGGCUAUGUGUGGGAGAGAGCACAUCAGUUUUAAAAAUGGAUAUAAGUCAAUGGUCUUUCCUUUGUGUAUGUUUGGGUUCACAGUUUCACCAUUAAAAAAGUGCAAAAUA
Molecule: messenger RNA, 7994 nt
Organism: Manis javanica (Malayan pangolin)
Lineage: Eukaryota; Metazoa; Chordata; Mammalia; Pholidota; Manidae
Source: RefSeq, a predicted model, not a curated record